UCGGGGCGUGGUUUGGCGACGAGUAUUCAACAUGGCGAUCUAGCUGAACGUCUAUGGUCUUCUUCGAGCUGCGGGCGUCACUUUUACGUAAAAUUUCCUUUCUUUUGCUCUCGGUAGCUUUACGGCAUUGAAUAUGGACAUGAAGAAGAGAGUCCACUUGGAGCUGAAAAACAGAAGUCCGGCUCAGGUCUGCGUGUUGGCUUUAGACACGUGUCGUUCGGGCGAUGGCGAGGUGGACGGUGUGACGGAGGAGUUCUCGGGUCUGGAGGUUCUGCGUAUGGCCAACGUGGGCCUUAAGUCGCUCUCCAAACUGCCUUCGCUGCCCAAGCUACACAAGCUGGACUUGAGUGGCAACGCCAUCUGCGGCGGUUUGGAGGCGCUCGCCCAAAAGUGUCCCAACUUGACGCACCUCAACAUCAGCGGGAACAAGAUCGGCGACAUGGCCGCCCUGGAGGCUCUGGAGCCCCUGAAGAAGCUGAAGACUUUGGACGUAUCGAGUUGUAAGGUGAGCGCUCAGGACGACUACCGCGAGGCCGUCUUCCGCCUCCUGCCCAACGUCACCUAUCUGGACGGAUACGAUCGCCACGACAACGAGGCUCCGGACUCUGACGACGACCAGCGCGACGGCGCCGGUCCACACAGUGGCGAAGACGAUGAGGACGAGGAGGAGGUGGGGCUGUCAUACCUGAUGAAGGAGGGUAUCCAGGACGAGGAUGACGAUGGUGAAUAUGUGGAGGAAGAGGAGGAAGAGGAGGAGGACGAAGACGGAGACGACGAGGUGCUCCGAGGCGACAAGAGGAAGAGAGACGAGGAGGAGGACGAAGACGCGGACGAAGACGACAAAUAGUCGAGCGGGGCUGGGCUGGGCUGGGCCCCUCUUGUUUGCUGAGCUUGGAGCCACGGGAAACACGGUUGGUGAUCAGCUGGUCCUGGUCUUGUAUUGGUCCCGCUUCUGGUGUGUAAAUACAAGUGAACUUUGAAAGUCCCGUCAGUUUGUCCUUAUCCCCCUCCCCCUUUUAACGUUGGUUUUGUUGUGGUCUGACAUUACCAUGGAUCACAUGACUCACUGUUUUUCAAUAAAACCGCCACCAGCAACAUGA
Syngnathus acus (greater pipefish) is the source of this 1100-nucleotide messenger RNA. RefSeq names its product acidic leucine-rich nuclear phosphoprotein 32 family member E-like. Gene Ontology annotation, molecular function: phosphatase inhibitor activity; histone binding. The record is from RefSeq and is a predicted model, not a curated record. Gene Ontology annotation, cellular component: nucleus. Gene Ontology annotation, biological process: regulation of apoptotic process. Bases 134 to 847 code for a protein of 237 amino acids. Lineage: Eukaryota; Metazoa; Chordata; Actinopteri; Syngnathiformes; Syngnathidae. The transcript has 7 exons.